Molecule: messenger RNA, 8930 nt
Organism: Electrophorus electricus (electric eel)
Lineage: Eukaryota; Metazoa; Chordata; Actinopteri; Gymnotiformes; Gymnotidae
Gene: arhgap30
Product: Rho GTPase activating protein 30
Biological process (GO): small GTPase-mediated signal transduction
Molecular function (GO): GTPase activator activity
Source: RefSeq, a predicted model, not a curated record
UUUUGACUAGAGCCGGUGCAGUGAAAGAGGCCACAUCUAUUCAGCUCCUUUAUGUUUUCACAACGUCUAAUGACAAGGGUCAAUUGCAAUGCAGUGACACGCAAUGUAGCAGAGUGCUGGAUGACUUCAUAGCUGUAUUAUAAGCUCAGCAAAAGUGUAGGGGUUUAGGUGCACAGACAAACCAUUGCAUAUGAACAUCAUGUUUGACAGACAUUACAUGUCCCAAAGUUAACUAAAAAAAAACAAAGAAAGAAAGAAAUACACAUAGUAUCUAACACGCACACACACACACACACACACACACACACACACACAUCUGAAUGUGAGAGUGGUGGUGGAGCAGCUCCAAGAUGAAAAGAGGACGAAGGAAAGGAGGGAGUAAGGAUAAAGUGUUUGGUUGUGACCUGCUGGAGCAUUUAGCUACAACCAAUCAAGAAAUUCCUCUGGUGCUUCGAAGCUGCAGUGACUUCAUUGAGGUUCAUGGGAUUGUUGAUGGAAUCUACCGACUGUCUGGAGUGUCAUCCAACACACAGAAACUAAGGUCCGAGUUUGACACUGAGGGCACCCCAGACUUGUACAAGGAUGUAUAUCUGCAGGAUAUUCACUGUGUCAGCUCCCUCUGCAAGGCCUAUUUCAGAGAGCUGCCCAACCCUCUGCUCACAUACCAGCUGUACGACCGUUUUGCUGAAGCUGUGGCAGUUCAGUUAGAAAAUGAAAGACUGGUGAAGAUCAAAGAGGUGUUGAGCGAACUGCCCAACCUCCACUACAGGACUCUGCAAUAUUUGAUGAGGCACUUAGUCCGGAUGGCCACACAUGCUUCUAAGACUAACAUGCAUGCCAGAAACCUUGCCAUUGUAUGGGCCCCCAAUCUCCUCAGGUCAAAGGACAUCGAGGCUUCUGGUUUCAAUGGCACUGCAGCCUUCAUGGAAGUGAGGGUCCAGUCCAUAGUGGUGGAAUUCAUUUUAACUCAUGUGGCUCAACUAUUCCCUGAACCAGAUUCUGAGUCAGGACUCACUGCUGAGCGAAGGAAGUCCCUCCCAUCACCGUCUGCACUGUCCAGUCAAGAAGACCAGUUUUUCAGGGGCCUUCCCAUUGUGCAGUAUCCAGGCAACAUGAGUCCUGGAGAUGGCCCUCUUCCGAUGAGACCUUACCAUGCCGUCAUUGAUGGCACAGACAAGAGGAAGGGAUCACUAAAAGGCAGAAAAUGGAUGUCUAUCUUUAAUUUAGGUGGGAGACUGCAGGAUCCUCGUAAAAAGAACAAGUAUGCAACCAAAGAGAAAGAGAAAACUGCUCUAAGGCCUGCUAAGAGUAUGGACUCUCUGAGUACAGGAAGCUAUACACAGGAAGGUUCCCAGCAUCCUUCCUCACAUCAAUCAUCUCUAGCCGCACCCUCUGGGAACUCAGAAGGUGGAGCCUCCAGCACUGGGAACAUAUCAAGCGGAUAUGCAGUGACAUACAGGCGAACAGGUGGGGCUAGCGUAAGCAUGGUGAGUGCAGGGAGCGGGACUCAGGGCACCUACAAGGCCCUUGAAACUAGGGGCAUUGACAAACCACAGGCUACAUUGCCCGGGGCGACCAGCAAGGCGGAGCGCCGGGUGGGAAUGCACAUUUCUGGGCCAUUCUCUGUGACUGUCCCUCUUCAUAUAACCUCUGGACUGGCGUUAGGGGUACUGCAUGGUGGACGGGCAGAGGAAGAACAAUGCACCCAUGAGUCACUAGAGGAGAAACCAGUGAAACAAGUGAAGCAAGAAAAUGCUGGAGAUAAGGAUGAAUGUGCAGAGAAAGUGAAGGAGCAAACAGAUGGCAAAACAGAAGGCAGAGAAGGGGAUGACACUAAAGAGGAUGUCCUGAUGGAUGAUGAGAAGAGUUUGAGGGAAGGACCAGAAAAAAAGACAGAAAAGGGAGAGGAGCCAGAUGAAGAAGAGGCUAGGUGCAAGGACCGAGAAGAUUUACAAGACAAAGACAAAGAGGAUGAUGAUUUUACUAAGGAAGAGGAGUCAGAAGUCUGCCAGCAUGCAGACAAUACUUCACUCACAACAGACACCAUGGAAGCAGAAUACAUGGACAUGAGAGCUGGAAUGCUUCAGGAUUCUGCCACACUUAACCUAUCUCCAGAAGAGGAAUACCCUGAUCUCGACCUGCCCCUGGACUUCCAGGACACUUUUGGAUUCCUGGACUCAUUGGACACCUCUGCUCCAAGUCAGCUAAAUGAGUUCUCAGUGGAGCCACCUUGUUUUGAAGAUGAGGAGGAGGAGGAGGAGGAGAAGGAGGAGGAGGAGGAGGAGGAAGAAGAAGGUGAUAGGUGGAGACACACCGCUGCUAACACUCACAUGCCACUGCCAGGAAAAUCCUACAGCCUUCCUUAUAAGUCCCCACCACCCAUGUCCUUUUCCUAUGAUGAUGAUGAUGAUGAUGAUUCAGGGCCUGAUGAUGACGACAAUGAGGAAGAUUCUGAUAAGAGCGAGUAUGAGGACAUGUUCUGUAAAAGUCUUCCAUCCGAUCAGCAAUUUCAGGGUUUAAACUGGACAAUAAACCAGCCCAUUACGUGCAACUACACUGAUAGCAGUGCGGAUUCUCAUAGCCACAAGCAAUCAGAAUGCUUAAAUCAGACUUACACUAUUGAGGUACCUGAGGGUACUCAAAGUUUGUCCUCUGUCACAGAUUCAGAGAACUUAACCCACACAGAUAUUGAAAUGACAACUAAUCUUGGAAUGGAUAUUAAUGCCUCUGACCAUUGCCUGAACCAAGUGAAUCUCAGCCAACUUCCAUUAGAAAUAGUACAUUCAAGCAUGGAUAAGAAGAAUAGUGAAGACAGAAACACAAAUUGUGUAGAAGAAAGUGAAUCAGAAGGGGCAGGGCUUACAAGUGAACCUACAGAAGAACUGGAAAAUACUGACACCAAUGCAGACACACACAUUUGCAGUUACAACCAAGAGGGACAUUCCAAGGCCAGUGAUGAUGAAGAGGAUACUUAUUUUGGUCCAGAUACAGGUUCCACUUCACUGGAGCCUAGCGAAAUUGAGACUUCCCACCCAAGUGUCCAACAUCUUGUCAAAGAAGAACAUGCGAACUCGGAUGUUCAACAGGACAGUUCUGAAGAUGAUCUUUAUAUCGCUUCAAGUGAGGUCACAGUAACAGACGAGCCAAUCACUGAGCCUCUUGCUACAGGCUCUAUCUCACUGGCUACUCAAGAUGAGUCUGAGAUCAUUGAACUGUCAGUGGAACAAAACGUAACUUUGCAUAUUGACGAACAAGACUGGACUGACAGAGAUAACGAGGGAGAGGAGCAGAAUGAAGGGAGGGAGGAUGGUGGACAGGGACAGGAUGAGAAAAACAAGAUUUCAGUCACAGGGAAAGAUGUUGGUAAUGGGGUUAACAAGGGAGAGGAAGAGAGCACUGGAGAAACAAAUUGUAAGACAAGUAGUGAGAUAAAGGAAGAACAUGAGAGGAUGAGUGUUGAAAAUUUAAAGGGUGAAGGAAAAGGUGACGAGGUGUGGGAAGGUGUAAAACAUGAAGGAGAUGCAGAUAAGAGUGAAAGGGACAGAGAUGAGCUUGAAGAAGAAAGGCAAAUAAUCUCAGAGAGAAAUGAGGAAGGUAUAGAACAAAUGAGUAUUGAAAAGGGGAAGGAGAGGCAAGAUGGACAGAAAGGGAACAAUCAAGGGACAGAGGAAGAUGACUCAAUGGAGGAAAUCGAGGCCAGGAAAGAAGAGACUGCCAAAAUCAAUGAUAGAACUGUUGUAAAAGAGGGGACAGUGAGAGAGAUGAGCGAAGAAGAGGACAGUCUUUCAGAUGAGCUUGCACAAGACGACAGUGGCUCUGGUCUUAUGGUUCAUCCAGAAGACCAACAGAGGGUACAAGAAGAGGAGAAAGAGCCAGCGCCAUCUGAGUUAGAUAGUCCGAAGCCACUGAGACCUCCCAGGAUGAAAGAGAGAGAGGCGGGAAGAGACGCAGGCCUUGGGCCAGGCGCGGGCAGAACCGUAGUUAUAUCCAAACCGCCUCCUCUUAGAGUGUUCCAGGUGAAAGCUGUACCUGUGGUACCCCCCAAACCACAGCACUGCAAACUCACUGCCUUCAGACAACAGUUACAGCAGAAAGACGCAGAGAGACAAUACAGUCAGAUACAGCCCGCAGAUGGUGAGAAACCGUAUGUAGACAGAGGACUUCAGGCCCGAGAUACAGUGCGACAUGUGCAGCAAGACGGCACAAAAGAAAGGAGGAUGGAGUUCCUGUGUAGCAACGAAGACAGAGAGCACAAUGGUGCAGAGAAUGUAGAUGAAAGGGAAAGUCAUGAUAGCAGAAGUAGAGAGCAAAAGAAAAGUACAGAGGGGGAGAGGCUAGAGGAGAAUAUGGCAGAGCAAGUAAAAAAACAGCCAAAGGACACGUUCUUGGUGGAGACAUGUCCUGGUUCAGGGUGGCAGCAAGAUAAAGGGGAGCAAGAGGAGGACAGGAACAGGGAAGUUGGAAAAGAAAGACAACUGAACUCAGAUGGACGGAUCAUGAGGAAAGAUGGACUAAAGGAGUCAGAAAGGGAGGCGAAAAGAACCAGUGGCAUCAGUAUGUGUUUUGAUGAAGCCGUUGCCAGGGCAACAGGGAAAAGAUGCAGAGAGAAGGAGUCUGCAGAAAAAGAGAGGUUCAUUGACUUACAGUUCGAAAGGGAUGACCAGAAAGAAGGUCUGACUCCAAGAAAGAGAGAAGAAAAAGGAAAAACUGACUGACAUUAAACAAAAACAUGUAAACAGUUGUAAAUUCAUAUGUGUAUAGCUCAGUGGUAUGCAAUGCAUAAAGCAGGUAACUCCUUUACUUACGUCCCCCCACCACAUUGCCUUAAAUUACUGUUUGGAUUCCAAAAUAUAGCUCAGCAAUCCUCAAGAUGCAACUACAGUUGGAAAAACAAAAGUGGUGUGUAUGCUACAGGCUACAUCUUAGCCAGGCAUACCUCUCAUGCUCAUCUUUCAGGGAUGUAAAUAACGUUUUCCUUUCUGGUUAAGAUUUAUAGAUGGAGUUGUCUGACCUUGCUAAAUUAGUGUGACUUUAAUUGAAGGCUGACCUUGAAAAAGCUUUUCGAUAGGGUAUGCCACAAUGUUUGUGUCACUCAUAAUUGCCAUUUGAAGUUAGAUGGCUAGCAUGUACAUAGACAGUGCUGUUUAAUAAUAAUGCCGUAGCCCCUUCUUCAUAAUGCUGAGAAAGGCCAAGUUGCUAGAGGACAGUCCUUGCAGUAAAAAUCAUAAAUUUAAUUAGACAGAUUUCCUGUUGUUUUAAAUUACAUUACAGAACCUUUCAAAGCAUUACCAGAAGGGGUGGCCACAUAGGUAUGUACACAGUGGUGAAUCCCUGCAGCCAUACUAAUGAGCAGUUUUGAUUAGAAUCCUUCUUAGUGUCAUUACAUCACUUGAAGACUCCAAUUCCCAGAACUCCCCUCCCACAGUAAUGUCCAUAUCCAUAUUCGCAUGCUCGCUAGCCUACUAGUCAUUCUCACCUGCUGCUUGUUUAUCUUCACAUCAGGUCAUGUGUAUAUAUGAUCUGUUUUGAGACAUACUCUUUGCAAAAUCUUGUCAGUAUUCCACUGUUUUUCUAAGCCUUUCUAUUCCUACUGUUUGUACUGUGUUGACUCAUUGUCUGUUUUACCUGGUUGCCUACUGCAUGAUUUACGAUUCUUUGUUCACAUUUCUGUUUUGUUUGUCACACAAACACUUUUUGUCAUUUUAUACCUGCAUGUGACCCAGUGGAGGCAUACAUAUCAAAAACAGACAGAAAGUCUAACCUCUAUGUCAGAAACAGACAGAAGGUCUAACAGAAAAAUUCAUUGCUAUGGAGUCAGCAGGUACAUGUAGUAUCCCUGAAACCCUUGUUUGGCAGGUCAGCUUCUAGAACAUCACCAUCAACAGCUUCCUUGGGAGCGAGAGUUGUGUAAUUAACAGAUCAGAACCACAAACUGGUAUCACUGGGACCUGCUAUUGCUGAACUCAACAGACUUCUCUUCGACUAGUGAUUCAAUCCAAAAUGUCACAGCAAGCUUUGCAGUAACCCCUUUUUUUUGUCUAGCACUCCAUGAUAAGUAAAAUGGCAACAGAGAAGACAGCACUGCAUCUAAAUUUCAGCAUUUGACAGAUGCUCUCAUCCAGAUUGAGUUACAUAUAUUUAUCAGUAUAGAUCACAUUUUGUGUACUCCCAGGGAAUUGAACCCACAACCUCAGAAGUUCUCCUCAUCUCCCUGUUCGAGCACUGGAGCUCACCGUUCGAGCACUGGAAUGGGCUAAUACCAUAUAGUUACUAAGUGGUGAUCUAACCAGGAACCAGGAGUUGUUCACCAGGUCAUUGAAAUGAGGUAGAUUGUUGUCAGUACCUUAUUGAAAGGUUCUAAAGACUAAGUCAUAUGGAUGACCUGUAGGGAAGAUCCCAGAAACCUAGCAUCUAUCAUGGACCUGUCCAAUCACCUCAAUAACCUCCUUCAGGAAUAUUGCAGAGGUCACCUCGCUCUCCUGCCUCUCUGUCAGCCUCUUCUUCACUUAAUAAGAUACCAACAGAUGGACUUCACAUUUCCUUGGAUGAAAAACAGCACAGAUGAAGAGAGGCACUCUGCUCAUACUGUGGCCAAUAAGGUCAUUUCCUGAAGGAAUGUUCAUCCUACUAAUCACACUUCUCAAAGACUGUGUGGGGAACCCUCAGUCGCUAACAUGCCCUGACUGACUCAGGCUCCACUGGGAACUUCAUAGACUGAAACCUGGUGGAUUAACUUGGAUUGCCCUUCUCCCCUGUUCAUGUUCAAACUCUGGAUGAAAAACCCAUUGGUUCUGGCCAAGUCACUCAUGCCACAAACCCCAUAGCCAUGGUAUGCAGCACCAUCCAUAGAGACCCCUUCUUUAUUCAUUUGAAACUCUAUAGUUAGUUAACUAUAGUUUUAGGUCUCCCAUGGUUAUGCAAACACAAAUAGACUGUACUAUCUACAAAUAUACUAUUUACCUACAAACAGACUGGACUAUCCCUCACACAGUUAAUUGACCUAAAGCCUGUUUUGAUAAAUGUUUAGUUGCCUCAGUAUUCACACCACCACUCCUAUUAAGAGUUCCAACUCACAUCCUUGUAAGCAUUCCUGACCAAAACAAGGACCUACAGGAAAUGUUCAGUAAGCAGCAUACUUACUGAACAUAGACCGUAUGACUGUCCUGCAGAGUGCAUUGGGAAUGCCAUUCUCCCUUGUGCUAGGUUCUAUGCUUUGACUCCUGCUGAUUUAGGCCUUGGAAGAAUAUAUAAAUUAAAUUUUAGCUUAGGGAUACAUCAGAUCUUCUACCUCUCCUGUGAUAGCUUACAUAUGAUUUUCUAAUGUUCUCUGCCAUGUUUGAUCAGUAUGUUAAAUAUAUCAGAGCUGUCCUAGAACACCUCUUAGCUGAUAACCUCUAUGUCAAGUCUGAGAAUUUCAUGGCCAUCUCUUUUCUUGGGUAUGUGAUUAGCCUGGAGGUGGUUACUAUGGAUGCCAAGAAAGUAGAGGUAGUGGUUAACUGGCCCCAGACCUUCUGUUAAGGCGUUCCAACACUUUUUCAGAUUUGCAAACUUUUUGGUUUGGGAAACUCUAUCCCAUACCUUACUUCUCCCACAAACUAUCCACAGUCAAGAGAAAUUAUGGUAUUGGUGACUCCUGGCCAAUAGGUUGGCCCUGCUGGAGUGGCAACAUUGGGUCAAGGGAGACUCUUAUCAAUUCCUUGCAUUGACAGACCACAAGAAUCUGGUAUAUCUUAGGAAUGCUGAAUGCCUCACUCCCUGUCAGGCCCCCUGGUCCCUGCUUCCAUUUCCAGAUCACUCACAGAUCAGGUUUAAGCAAGAAGAUGCUCUUUCCAGACUCUGUGAGCUUCAGUCAACCCCUAACUCCACCACUACUGAAUCCAUUUAACCUUCCACCUUUGUAGGUUCUAUUCAUUGGGAACUACACUGGACAGUCAUUAGCCACCUCUCCUUCUCCUUCCAGUAUCCCACAAGAUGCUUCUCUCCUGAGUUCAGGGACAGGCAUAUCAUUUGGGCCCACUCUUCCCUCACUUCUGGAUAUCCAGGGGAAGUGACACUCCAGUUAAUUACCUAUGGGUAACGGUGUCAGAGUGUUUCCCAGGAUGUUCACCAGUUUAUCUCUUACUGUUCAAUUUGUGUACCAAGUCUAAAACAUCCAAGACUCUACCCUCUGGUAACCCAUAAACCUCUUACCUAUCCAUGAAAAUACUUGGUCCCCAUAUUGCUAUAGAUUUUGUAAUGAACCCACCUCCUACCUAUGGGUACACCACUAUUAUCACUAUAGACAGUAGGUUCUCAAAGACUGCCCAUUUAGUAUCCCUACUUUAAUUAACCUUAACCAUUGAGACUGUCAAAACACAUCUUUCAUUUCAUGUUUUGCAGGAGUACAUUUUGCCUGACAGGGGCUCCAUAGUUCAUGUCCCAGUUUUGCUGCGAUGUCUUUGAGAUAUUGUAGGCCUGACCUCAAGCCAUCAUUCCCAAUCAUUAUCCCCUAUCCAAUGACCAGACUGAAAGUGUAAACCAGGAGAUUGGGAAGUCUAAUACAAGUCUGAUAGAAAUGUGUUUUACAGUAACCAAUAAUGUGAAAAUGUAGCAUAAAUGAACAUAAAUAACCUUAUUUAAGAAUUUUGUUGAUAUUUCUCCAACCACUUUUUGUUAGCUCUUCUAAUGGGUUACAGUGACCUGACUACACAUCAUUGGUAUAAAGUGGGUUUAACACAUUUGACAUAAUGGACGAAUUCUGUUAAGAACCCCUACAAGUGUUUCUAUUUUUGUGGCUGAGUUUGUAUUUUAGUAUAUAUUCUGUUUCCUAACUGGUGGAGUAUAUCACAUGGAUGCUAAAAUUCAUUAUGAAUUGUGUUACUGCACUUUUCCUAUAAUAUUCCUUAAGUUUUUUAUAGCAUGCUUGCUUAAAUAAAUUUUUUAAAUAACCA